Dalotia coriaria is the source of this 1438-nucleotide messenger RNA. RefSeq names its product serine protease snake-like. The record is from RefSeq and is a predicted model, not a curated record. Gene Ontology annotation, biological process: proteolysis. The coding region runs from base 190 to 1311 and encodes 373 amino acids. Gene Ontology annotation, molecular function: serine-type endopeptidase activity. NCBI's taxonomy places the organism in Eukaryota, Metazoa, Arthropoda, Insecta, Coleoptera, Staphylinidae. The transcript is spliced from 7 exons.
GUUGAUAUCAGUAUGCUAAUAAUAGUACUUACUCGUACAUCAUGUCGUGAACCACAGCAGAUGUUUGAGUUUGUACAAUAGUUCAACGCUAGGUUUUUAGGAAAAACCUGUUUUUGUCCGACAAAGGUCCAGCUCGAAUAGUCGUCUGAGAGAUGUUGUAACGGGUAACUAAACAAGUGUUCACUCAUAAUGUUAUUCACAAACUGUUUAUUAGUGAUUUUAUCACUGUUUUCUCACCGUCUAGUACAAUGCCUUGAAAAUACGUGUACAUUAGAUAAUGGUAAUACCGGACAGUGUGUACGGAUUGAGAAUUGUCCCAGCGCAAUCGCACAAGUGCGUAAUAAAAAAAACAUGCCGAAAAGGUGUCGUUUUGAUGGAAAACAUCCAAUUGUGUGCUGUGAAAUAAAAGAAGACUUACAAAAAUUGCCUCCUGGUACAAUUAGUAAACAAAAAUGUGAGGAGUAUUAUCCAGCUAUCCAGCAACCAGUUCUCAUUCCUCUUAAACCAAUUCCUUUACCUUUACCUGCCGUCACUGAAGCACCAAGUGAAUUUUCUUCAGCACCACCAGCACCGGAAGUUGUAGGUGGAAUCGAUGCUCCACCACUAACAUUUACACAUAUGGCUGCGCUUGGUUAUGGAGAUUAUCCAGAUAUUUCCUGGGCAUGUGGAGGAAGUCUUAUCAGUGAAAAAUAUGUUUUAACAGCUGCACACUGCACUAAAACAUUAACUGGUGACGUGAAAUAUGUCCGUUUAGGUGAUUUAAAUAUUAAUAGUACAACCAAUAACGCUGAAACACAACGUUUCAACGUCUCUAAAAUCAUUAACCAUCCGGAUUACAAAGCACCUUCCGUUUAUAAUGAUAUUGCACUGCUUGAGCUUUCCAGGCGAGCACGUUUCAAUCUCUAUGUAUUUCCAAUAUGUCUUUACACUAAUCCAGAAAUACCGAAGAAAGACUGGAUAGCAACCGGAUGGGGAAAUUUGAGAUUCCUUGGUGAACGAGCUCAUCACCUUCAACAAGUGACCAUCCACGAAUCCUCCAAUGAAACUUGUAAAGAUGCUUACGCUUCAACAACAAAAAGAAGACUGAAGAAUGGUAUUGAUUUCAAAACACAACUGUGUGCAGGGGCAUUAAAUAAGGAUACUUGUCAAGGGGAUUCUGGUGGACCACUGCAAAUUAAUAAUGCUGCUGGGGGUUUUAGCUUAAUUGGAAUUACAUCGUUUGGAAAAGCUUGUGGAAUUGGUAAUACCCCAGCUGUAUAUACCAGGGUUUCACAUUAUGUUGGUUGGAUUGAAUCAAUUGUUUGGGCAUAAAACUGCUUGGGAAUUUUUUAUUGUUGCUCGUACUAUUACAUAAUUUUAUAGCUCAAAUGCCACUGAGACGUACAAUGAAUGCAAAAAUAAGCAAAAUAAAAAUGCAAUAAACAUAUAAAUAUAAAAA